Octodon degus (degu) is the source of this 1356-nucleotide messenger RNA. Its product is annotated as SUMO-activating enzyme subunit 1. NCBI's taxonomy places the organism in Eukaryota, Metazoa, Chordata, Mammalia, Rodentia, Octodontidae. The coding region runs from base 61 to 1101 and encodes 346 amino acids. The transcript has a single exon. The record is from RefSeq and is a predicted model, not a curated record. Gene Ontology annotation, cellular component: SUMO activating enzyme complex; cytoplasm. Gene Ontology annotation, biological process: protein sumoylation. Gene Ontology annotation, molecular function: SUMO activating enzyme activity.
GCACGAGCCGGCAGGCUGUUAGGUUGGGGACUGGAGCGGGGCGCAGGAAGACCCGGCGCCAUGGUGGAGAAGGAGGAGGCUGGUGGCGGUAUCAGCGAGGAGGAGGCAGCGCAGUAUGACCGGCAGAUCCGCCUGUGGGGACUGGAGGCUCAGAAACGGCUUCGGGCCUCCCGUGUGCUGCUUGUCGGUAUGAAAGGACUUGGAGCUGAAAUUGCCAAGAAUCUCAUCUUGGCAGGAGUGAAGGGACUGACCAUGCUGGAUCAUGAACAGGUAUCUCCAGAUGACCCUGGAGCUCAGUUCCUGAUUCGGAUUGGAUCCAUUGGCCGAAAUAGAGCUGAAGCCUCUUUAGAGAGAGCUCAGAAUCUCAACCCCAUGGUGGACGUGAAAGUGGACACUGAGGACAUAGAAAAGAAGCCUGAGUCAUUUUUCACUCAAUUUGAUGCUGUGUGCCUGACAUGCUGCUCCAGGGAUGUCAUAGUUAAAGUUGACCAGAUCUGUCACAAAAACAGCAUCAAAUUCUUCACAGGAGAUGUUUUUGGCUACCAUGGCUACACAUUUGCCAAUCUUGGAGAGCAUGAGUUUGUAGAGGAGAAAACCAAAGUUGCCAAAGUUAGCCAAGGGGUGGAAGAUGGACCUGACACCAAGAGAGCAAAACUUGAUUCAUCUGAGACUACAAUGGUCAAAAAGAAGGUGGUUUUCUGCCCUGUAAAAGAGGCGCUGGAGGUGGACUGGAGCAGUGAGAAAGCGAAGGCCGCCCUGAAGCGCACGACCUCUGAUUACUUUCUCCUGCAAGUGCUCAUGAAAUUCCGCACAGAUAAAGGAAGAGAUCCUAGUUCUGAUACCUAUGGGGAAGAUGCAGACUUGUUGCUUCACAUUCGAAAUGAUGUGCUUGACUCACUGGGUGUGAGUCCUGACCUGCUUCCCGACGACUUUGUCAGGUACUGCUUCUCCGAGAUGGCCCCAGUGUGUGCGGUGGUUGGAGGAAUCUUGGCACAGGAAAUUGUGAAGGCCCUGUCACAGAGGGAUCCUCCUCACAACAACUUCUUCUUCUUUGAUGGCAUGAAGGGGAAUGGGAUUGUGGAGUGCCUGGGCCCGAAGUGAGCCACACCAUGGCGGCGUCAGCAGCUCUGAGGGACCUGACACCCCCUGCCCAGGAGUCUCUUGUCACCUUCUUGGACCUGUUCUCCACCUGAUGUCCUAGAGAGGAGUGUGGCUUCAGGUGGGGAGUGAGGCCUGAGUCUUGUUCCCAGGAGACCCCUGGUAGCCUUCGAGGGCAGACAGGUGUCUUGAGGGGCCGCCUGGUGAGUGGAAUGUCCUUUCUCCAGAGCUGGGCCUCCUGGAGAACAACAGGUGGCC